AUGCAAGGAGGCGCGAUAAUGAAUCGACCUGGUGGUGGUGGUUCGGCUGUUUUUGGGUCAGAUGGUCGGAAGUUGACAGUCGAUUAUUCUGAAACCGAGGAGACGAUCUUGUGUGCCACGUUGGACUCGGAGGAUAUACUCAUGUCAAAGGCAUUUGUGGAUGUGUGGGGACACUACUACAGCCGGCCGGAUUUGUUGUGGUUGGGGACUGAGAAUGAGGUUAAGAUGCAUGUUCGAUCAAAAAACUAG
This is a messenger RNA of Penicillium antarcticum, 249 nucleotides long. RefSeq lists its product as uncharacterized. The transcript has a single exon. The coding region runs from base 1 to 249 and encodes 82 amino acids. The record is from RefSeq and is a predicted model, not a curated record. Lineage: Eukaryota; Fungi; Ascomycota; Eurotiomycetes; Eurotiales; Aspergillaceae.